Molecule: messenger RNA, 4722 nt
Organism: Drosophila erecta
Lineage: Eukaryota; Metazoa; Arthropoda; Insecta; Diptera; Drosophilidae
Gene: ASPP
Product: apoptosis-stimulating of p53 protein 1
Exons: 8
Coding region: 484-3687 (1067 amino acids)
Biological process (GO): regulation of apoptotic process
Cellular component (GO): nucleus
Molecular function (GO): p53 binding
Source: RefSeq, a predicted model, not a curated record
GCGGCAGUCGUCGUAGCGUUCAGUUCUGCUUUUCCAGCGGCAUUACAGUCAGUUGUGCUUUGGCUGGCGGUCGCGAAAGUUGGAAGCUAACGCGAUAUUGCCUUUUGGCCGCUUUAAAACAUCGAGUAACGUCGGUUCGGUUCGGUUCGGUUUGAUUCGCCAAAUAACGUAACGUAACGUAAACACUUUGUUUUGGUGGGGGCGGCUCGUUUGGCGCAUUUUCCGUGAGUUAUUAAAAUGCGAUAAAAGCCAGUGAAUCGGUAUUUGCUCUAACGCCUCAUAAUAAACCCAUGUAAAAAGGCACUGGGAACCACUGGGACUUAAAGAAUAGAGUAUUUAUUUAGCACAGCGACUGCAACGCUACGAACUGAAAGCCAUUACUUGUUGGUUUCUCCAAGUGCAUUAAAUAAGAACCGAAACGAAUCAUAAAUUCAAAUAAAUCAAAGAUAAAUCGAAGCGAAAAAUCAAAAGAGCGCGUCGAAAAUGUUGACCUGCGUGUGUCGACCCGUCUCCGGCAAUCUGCCCAAGAUGCCGCCCGCCUCGCUGAUGCCCGCCCACCGGGCAUCCUCAUCCUCCACAUCGUCCUCAUCAUCGACAGCCUCCCUGGCCUUUGUCAGCCCCACGCGAGGAGUGGUCGUGACCUCCGAGCCCAAGCUGAACGUGCCCAGCAGGCUGACGUCAGCCGAACUGAGGGCGAUGGCAUUGAGACAGCAGCAGCAAAUCGACAGCCAGCACCAGCUGCUGGCCACCAAGGAGCAGCGCCUGCGCUUCCUCAAGUCGCAGGAGGUGCGCAGCGCAGUGGCCAGCGCGGAGGGCGAGCGGCUCCGGCGGCUGCGGGAGCGGGUGGAGGCACAGGAGUCCAAGCUGCGCCGCCUGCGAGCGCUGCGGGGUCAAGUGGAUCUGCAGAAGACCUACAAUGUCACACUGAGCAAUGACUUGGACUCGAUUCGAGCACUGUUUAGCGAGAAGGAGAAGGAGCUCAGCCUGGCCGUGGCCAAGGUGGAGGCAUUGACUCGGCAACUGGAGGAGCUGCGACGUGACCGACGAUGUCCUGUGAAUAUCCUGGCAGCAGCUGGCAACGGAGUGGGUCAGCCGCUGCCUCCUCAGGCAUCCCGCGAACUGGAGAAGCUGCGUCGUGAACUGAUGUACCGCAAUCAGUUGUCGCUUCAGCAGGAUGCACGCUUGCAUAUGCAACGUGAGGCACUGCAGCAAAGGCAGGCGGAGCUGCGGUCGGUGGACCAGCGCAUCUACGAGCUGCAGACGCGCCUGCAGCGCAAAAAGCAGGCCAACACCCAUCACCAGCAGCAACAGCAGCAGCAGCAGCACCAACAACAUCAGCAGCAGCAACAACAGUCAACAGUGCAACAACAGCAGCAGCAGCAGCAACUCCAUGUGCAGUCUGCACAAUUGCUGGCGGCAGCAGCAGCAGCAACUGCCCAGCAGCAACAGCAGCACCAACACCAACAUCAGCAUCAGCAGCAGCAGCAGCAACAGCAGCAGCAGCAAAGUGCCAGCAAUCUGGGUAAACAUGGUGGGGUAGCCGCCCUGAAGCAGCAACUGCUGCAGAAGCAGGUCAAUCAACUGGCAGCUGCUGCUGCCGCCGCCGCCGCAGGACGAGCCCGGGGCAACGUGGCGGCCGUGGAGCCCUUCAUCCACACGCCCCAAAAGUCCACCAUCACGAGCACGGCCAGCUACCUGAGUGGCGGGAUGAAGCAUGCAGCGGCCACGGCCAAUACCAACCAGCAGAAUCAGCUCAUUCAGGACUUGACGCACGUGAAGCUGGGACAAAACAGUGGUUUCUUUGCCGGCUCCGUGCCCGUGCCCGUGGCCAGUUCCAGCUGCGAAAGCGAUGAAUCCAAGUUGGCCAAGAAGCUGCUGGCGGCUCCUGCCAAAACGGAGGCUGAAAUGCGCAAGCAGGCGCAAACGGAGGCCAUGGAUAGCACCACACAUAUCUACGCGGAGGUGGGACCCAAGAAACGAGAUCGAGAAGCGGCGGCGGCAGCAGCAGCAGCAGCUGCAGCAGCAGCAGCCCAGGCAGCAGCAGAGGCAGCAAAUCAGGCCGCAACUGCAGCAGCAUCCACAACAUCUCCACCCGCCUCUGCAAAUACCAGCAAAAUACCCAAAAGCACCUCCUCGAGCAACAGCAGCAGUUCGGCCUCGGCACUGAUAAGCAAACUCAACCAGCAAGCGACGGCGAAGGAGAGCCAGGAUCAGCAGCAAUCCCAAGCCAAGAAGAACGAGAUUUCGGUGACCAGCGAAACCCUUUCCGAGCGCAACACCCAGCAGCAACUUACCGUGCACAGCAUGCCCUUGGGGGCCAUAAGCAAAUCAGUAGCCCUCGCCGUUUCCAAUGCCUCCAAGCCGCUCCAGGUGCAGGUGAGCAACCUGGCCGUGCCGCCACGCAAGCCCAUCAGCAGUGUGGCGCCCACUUCGGUGUCCAGCGGCAGCUCCAUACCCAAAAUGAUCACCUACAGUCCCAAGGUGAAUCGCGUGGCGCCCAAUGUGGUGAUGACGGCGGAUCCCCGACCAGCUCUGCCGCCCAAGCCCAGCAAGAUGUCGCCCACAGAGCAGCCAUCGCCAGUGGAGGCCAAUACGACAGGAUCCACGGGCGGAGCGGGAAGUGGUGGAGCGUCGGCAUCGACUGCAAACAAGACACAAACGGCCACCUUCGGGCUGCAAUCCCUGAACAUCAACGACAAUUUGCCCAUCAAGGCGAAGCCACUGACCAUCCGCAAGCAACCGCUGUUCGAGCAACCUCGCCUCAAGUCCAGCCAAGCCAGUUCCAAUGGCCAACAAAAGCCACCUCUGCUGCAGUUGCAAAACCAGCGGAAAUCCGAGCCUUCACUUAGACAGCCAACGGAAAACUUGGCGGACACAUCGCCCCAGCAUUCCCCAAGCAGCGAGUCCAGCGCGGACGAAACGGACCGAAUGGUGGCCCCCAGUAUCCUGAGCAGUCAACAGGAGACAUCAACAUCCGCAUCAGCCACCACGACAACCGCGACGACCAGCAACAUCAAGGAGCGAACGGGCAACGGAAAGCCCAAGCUGGGGAGAAGGGUGAGCUUUGAUCCCCUGGCCCUUCUGCUGGACGCCAGUCUGGAGGGAGAACUGGAACUGGUCAAGAAGACGGCCAUGCAAGUGGCCAAUCCCAGUGCUGCCAACGAUGAGGGGAUUACAGCGCUCCACAAUGCCAUCUGUGCCGGCCACUUUGACAUUGUCAAAUUCCUCGUCGAGUUUGGCUGCGAUGUGAAUGCCCAGGACUCGGAUGGCUGGACGCCAUUGCAUUGCGCCGCCAGUUGCAAUAAUCUAUCCAUGGUCAAGUUCCUGGUGGAGAGCGGCGCCUGCCUGUUUGCCUCCACAUUGUCGGAUCACGAGACGCCGGCGGAAAAGUGCGAGGAGGAUGAGGAAGGAUUCGAUGGCUGCUCCGAGUAUUUAUACAGCAUCCAGGAGAAGCUGGGCAUCCUGCACAAUGGCGACGUCUACGCGGUGUUCUCCUACGAGGCCCAGAAUGGAGACGAGCUCUCCUUCCACGUCAAUGAGCCACUGAUCGUGCUGCGCAAGGGCGACGAUGCCGAGAACGAGUGGUGGUGGGCCCGGAAUGCCGCCGGCGAGGAGGGCUACGUGCCCCGCAAUCUCCUGGGGCUGUACCCCCGUGUGCCGCCGCAUUCGCCGCACUUCAGCGAUUAGCAGUUAAUACGCUUCACCAUACUGAAGCGCAAGGCCGGCCGACUCAUCCAGAAGCGCUAUAUAUCCAAGUACAUCUAGGGACCCAGCCAUCUAGCCGAUUCUGGGCACGUGCCACCACCACCGCAGGAGUCAUCGGGGAAUUAUUUAUCACGGCCCCAUGUUUCUUUAUGUUUACUUUUUGUUUGGGAAAAGCAACACAAAAGGACGAGGAGGGCGGAGCAGAACGAGGCUCACCAUAUGCUCAUCCAUAUGGAAUGGAACCGACUGCAGCAGCAGGAACAGCAGCAGCAGCAGCAGCUUCCGCCUGAGUCAUUUAUCCCGACGACUGCCCUCAAUUAGCCAGGCUUUCGCACAAAGUUCAGCACACCAACACACAUAUCAGCCACAUAUCAGCCACACAACACCACAUACCACCCACGAGCAUACCGCCCACCACCCCCUGCAUACGUACAACCGCAAAUUGAAUUUCACUUAAGCUCCUUAGCUUUAAGGCCUAGACUAAUAACUCAUAUCAGCCGCCUGCUCGCCACAAAAACUUCACCUUCAAGUCUCUGCAGAAAAAGUUCUGAUUGAAAGUGGAAUACGGAAAAUUAGAAAUUUAAAAUUCCUCAAAGGCUGCACACGCACACAGGAUGUUUUAUCUACGGAUAGCCGAAGGAGCAGGAGUUUGUUAAUUGCAUAUAUCAAGUUAGUACUUAAACUUUAAUUGAACUCGAACAAAGUUCACGCUAAUCGAAAGGAAACAUUUUAACACGUAUGCAUAACAAAACUCGCACACACACAAGCAGAAUACAUAACGAAUCGAAUGUGAUUUUUGUAUAAAGACGAGAAUAAUUUAAACAAUUUGUAUCGAAUAUGGAAAUGUAAAUUACAUUAGGCGCAGAUUCGUUGACAAGUAAUCGCAUUAUAGGCUAAACGUUAUAAUUUAACUUAAUCUAAUUACACCUAAUAUACCGAUUGCUUAAUACUUAGUGUUUAAUGACCAAAACACAUUGAAAUGCAAAUACGUUUGAAUGAAAGAAAGAAAUAAAACGA